AUGCGACUGAGUUCUUGGAGUGCCCAGGCUCGAAGUUGUUUCGAAGACUACCACAAUCAUAUGGAAGACGUUUUGGAAGCAGUUAAUUUUGUUCUAGCCGGAAAGAUCUCUCCGAGAAUUCUCAGUCCAAAAAGGAUUUCAGAAGCCAUAAAAAAAUUCAUUAAAAAUAAUCCACAACAUCAAUUUCCAAUAACUGUUAAGGACCUCUACAAUGAAAAAGCUUCUCAGAUAAUGAAACUUAAAUAUGAAUCACUUAAUGAUAAAUUAAUUUUGACACUUCAAAUACCACUAAUACAGCAAUCAAAAUACAACUUGUACAGACUUCACGCUUAUCCCUUCCAACAAAUCUUUGGGAAUAACACCAAGGGUUCAGCUUAUAUCCAACCUCGAUCUGAUUACUUGAUGAUGUCUGCAAACCACGCGAGCUACUCGCUGAUUCAAGAGAAUGAACUUAAACAAUGUAUAAAAUCGGAAGGAUCAUAUAUUUGCAAACCAAAUUUUGUAAUAUAUGAAACUGCCGUUCAUUCUGCAUGUGAAGCUGACCUACUCACCAACUCAGAUUUCGAAUCAUUCCAGAGAUGUGACAUAAGACUCAGCAAGACCCACUAUUUUUACUGGAAAUCCUUAGAAGAAAUUAAGGGCUGGAUCUACUCUAUACCACAUCUGAGCUUACUUCAGGUCCAAAAUCCAGGAAAACCUACAGAAUAUGUAAAGAUAUCCGGCACCGGAAACUUAAGUCUAAGCCCUGAGGCUUCCAUACGGAUUGGCUAUGUAAAUUUAUUCGGAUCUGCAGAUUCAAACCUCGAGAUUCCGCUUCAAUCACAACCUACCAUUGGACUAAACGUAACACAACUAUUCCCAGAAAUAGACAAUUACGAACCUCUCAGCUUUACCAACUAUACGAACAACAACUCUACAAAUCUGCCUCUCAUCGACUCAUACGGAGUUUUAUCCUACGAUUUUACCUUGGAUCAAGUAAAAAGAGAACUGCAAACAACUAAUUUGCCCAAAAACCAAAACUUUUUACCCCCUUAUUUCUUGCAUGGAAUAGUACUAGGAAUAAAUUGCCAACCUUAG
Microplitis demolitor is the source of this 1077-nucleotide messenger RNA. RefSeq lists its product as uncharacterized. Lineage: Eukaryota; Metazoa; Arthropoda; Insecta; Hymenoptera; Braconidae. The transcript has a single exon. The record is from RefSeq and is a predicted model, not a curated record. The coding region runs from base 1 to 1077 and encodes 358 amino acids.